Eruca vesicaria subsp. sativa (arugula) is the source of this 1245-nucleotide messenger RNA. The record is from the annotation of a GenBank genome assembly. NCBI's taxonomy places the organism in Eukaryota, Viridiplantae, Streptophyta, Magnoliopsida, Brassicales, Brassicaceae.
AUGAAAAAAGAUGAUGGAAAGAAAAAUGAAGAAAUCAAGAAGAGUAACGUUGCUCACGAUUCUCUCACUGGUGUUCUCAAUUCAAAUGGUGUUGUUUUGGUGGAGUUCUUUGCACCAUGGUGUGGUCAUUGUAAAUCUUUAACACCCACUUGGGAGAAAGUUGCUACUACUUUGAAAGGUGUUGCUACUGUGGCAGCCAUUGAUGCUGAUGCUCACAAGUCUGUCUCUCAGGAUUAUGGUGUUAGGGGUUUCCCAACUAUUAAAGUGUUUGUUCCUGGGAAGCCUCCUAUUGAUUAUCAAGGAGCAAGGGAUGCUAAAUCCAUCUCUCAAUUUGCUAUCAAGCAGAUAAAGGCGUUGCUGAAAGAUCGUUUGGAUGGUAAAACCACUGGCACGAAAAAUGGAGGAGGAUCCAGUGAGAAGAAAUCCGAGCCUAGUGCCUCUGUGGAGCUGAACUCUAGCAAUUUUGAUGAGCUGGUCAUUGAGAGCAAAGAACUUUGGAUUGUGGAGUUUUUUGCACCUUGGUGUGGACAUUGCAAAAAACUAGCUCCUGAGUGGAAAAAGGCUGCAAACAAGUUGAAGGGGAAGGUCAAACUAGGUCAUGUCGAUUGUGAUGCUGACAAGGCGAUACAGAGCAGAUUCAAGGUGAAAGGAUUCCCCACUAUCUUGGUCUUUGGUGCUGACAAAAGCAGCCCAUUGCCUUAUGAGGGUGCUAGAUCUGCAUCAGCCAUCGAGUCUUUUGCUCUGGAACAGCUUGAAUCCAAUGUUGGACCUGUUGAAGUAACUGAACUAACUGGGCCGGAUGUGAUGGAAGAGAAGUGUGGUCCUGCUGCUAUUUGCUUUGUUUCUUUCUUACCUGACAUUCUGGACUCAAAAGCUGAAGGAAGGAACAAGUAUCUGGACAUGCUAUUAUCUGUUGCAGAGAAGUUUAAAAAGGACCCUAUCAGCUUUGUGUGGGUGGCUGCUGGGAAGCAACCUGAUUUGGAGAAGCGUGUUGGUGUUGGAGGAUAUGGUUAUCCAGCAAUGGUAGCCUUGAAUGCAAAGAAAGGAGCUUAUGCUCCACUUAAAAGCGGUUUUGAGGUUAAACACCUCAUAGAAUUCGUGAAGGAAGCUAAGGAAGGAGGGAAAGGGAACUUGCCUAUAGACGGAACACUGGAGAUAGUGAAGACAGAAGCUUGGGAUGGUAAAGACGGAGAGGUGGUCGAUGCAGAUGAGUUCUCACUUGAAGAACUCAUGGCAGAUGAUUGA